This is a messenger RNA of Eubalaena glacialis (North Atlantic right whale), 2648 nucleotides long. It is a transcript of the gene BCLAF3, whose product is annotated as BCLAF1 and THRAP3 family member 3. Gene Ontology annotation, molecular function: transcription coregulator activity; DNA binding. The record is from RefSeq and is a predicted model, not a curated record. Gene Ontology annotation, biological process: positive regulation of transcription by RNA polymerase II. Gene Ontology annotation, cellular component: mediator complex. NCBI's taxonomy places the organism in Eukaryota, Metazoa, Chordata, Mammalia, Artiodactyla, Balaenidae. The coding region runs from base 370 to 2505 and encodes 711 amino acids. The transcript is spliced from 13 exons.
AGGCGGUUCCGGAAGGAAGUGGUUCCGGGUCCCGCGGCCCAGUUGAGGGAGCUGCGGUGCGGCUCUUGUGGGAGGUGGUGGCCGUGUGAGGGGCGAGGCCUGAGGGGCCGGCGGCGGCGGCGGCGGCGGCCGCGGCGGCGGCUGCGGGAACUUCCCGGACGGGCUACAGAAUAUCCAGACAGCUAGGGAGCAUAAAAGCUGCUUUCCAAAUUUAGACGGCAAUUUUAGAUGUGAUGCAGGAUGUCAACUAUUCUCAAGUGUGCUAAAGUCCAAUUCUGCUGACCGAGCAUCUACGCAAAUGACCAGGCAGUCUCUUCAGAGUCAUCUUUAUGAAGUGUAAAAAGUGGAUAGUGGCUCACAUGUCAAAGGAUGGCACGGUCACGCUCUAGAUCCCCCAGGUGGAGGCACAGGUCUUUAUCACCAGUACCUAGAAAUUCUGAACACUACAAGCAAAGACCUGAGCAUUAUGGCUAUGAAUAUAGGAAGGAUCCAAAAAGACCCGUCACUUGGAGAAUGGACAAUGAGAAACAUGGACAGAGUAAACCAAGGAUUCCUUCUCGUGAAACUAUACAUUACCGAUCUUAUGAACAUAGAUCAUCUUCCCCAAACAUAAGAAGAAACUCUUUAGAAAAUUUUUAUACUUAUAAGCCUCCCCAAGUAUAUUUACCAGGAAGAGGGGAUGAUAGUAACAGAAGAUCUCAGUAUAUGCCCAAAUACUCAGAAGGUGUACUCUACAAGGAGCACCAGAGGAAUUGUUAUCCCCAGAAAGUGCAAGGAAGGUAUUUUCCUGAUGACCACAGAGUUAGAGGAAGUGGAAAAGGAGGGAAACCACCUCUGAGGUCAAUAGCAGAUUCUUUUAGAUUCGAAGGACAGUGGCAUGAAGAUGAAUUGAGGCACCAGAGGAUACAAGACGAAAAAUAUUCUCAGUCACUUAGAAGAGGCUCUGAAGAUUUUGAGAAAAGGAGCUCUUUUCAGACGAGGUAUCCUGAGGAUCGUGAUUUCAGAAAAUAUGGACACACAUCAAAAAGACCUCAAGACGUGGAAAGGUAUGAAAACAGAGAGCCUGCCAGGAGCCCGCAGUGGAAGUCCAGGCAUUUUCUCCCUUCUUACCAAGAGAAGAAAGAUCAGUGGAACCUCGGACCCCAAACUCUUCGAUACGCUCCGAGGGAAUUACCAGAGACCAGUUCAGCAGCCAAGGCAUCCUGUGACUAUCGCCACAAACAUCGUAAGACCUCAGAUGGGGACCAGGACUUUUAUGAUGGAAGAACUCAGAAGUAUUCUAAGGAGGAAGAUAGAAAAUUCGGUUCUCAAAAAGGCCCUGUAAAUAGAGAGUCCGAUUGCUUUAAUGCUGGAAGAGGGAGAGAGACUGAAGGUGGGCAAGUCAAAGAGCCUUUUAAGCCAUCUAAGAAAGACUGCACUGCCUGCACUCAUUCAAAUAAAAGCGACGUUGGUUUGAGACCCUGUAAUGACAAACGGAAGGACAAAAUAAAGAAAGAAGGGGCUGGCAGAAAAGAGAGCAACUCUUCCCAUAACCGACUUGAUAAGAGUAAAAAACUUUCUGACUCGAAACCUUCAUCUGCCGUUCUUAGGAAGAAAUCACUCACAGUUAAAGUAGAUGUGAAGAAAACAUCCAGGGUUGCUUCUAGCUAUUCCACAGAGAGACAGAUGUCACAUGAUUUGGUUGCUGUUGGCAGGAAAAGUGAAAACUUUCAUCCAGUGUUUGAACAUCUUGACUCAACUCAGAAUACUGAAAACAAACCUACAGGAGAAUUUGCUCAGGAAAUCAUAACUAUAAUCCAUCAAGUUAAAGCAGAUUAUUUUCCAUCACUUGGAAUUACUCUACAUGAGCGUUUCUCAAAAAUGCAAGUUACACAAGCUGCAGAUGUAAAUGAAUUUAAAUUGAACUCAGAUCCAGAAAUUCACAGGAGAAUAGAUAUGUCUUUGGCCGAGCUUCAGAGUAAACAAACUAUGGUAUAUGAUUCAGAACAGACUCUGGUCAAAAUAAUAGAUCCAAAUGACCUACGACAUGACAUUGAAAGAAGGAGAAAAGAACGGUUACAGAAUGAAGAUGAGCACAUUUUUCACAUAGCUAGUGCUGCAGAGAGGAGUGAUCAGCAUUCCAGUUUUUCAAGGUUGAAGAAUACUCAUGUUGAUGGAUUCCAAAAACCUACAUGUUUGGUAAAAUCAAAUUUUAGAAAAUUUAUUCAGAAACCUUACUUGAAUUAUCAUACUAUGCAGAGAAAAGACGUCAUUACUCACAAACCAUUUGGAAUUGAGGGAAACCAUCAAAAUACAAGAGGCUUUAGAAGAACUUUUAAGACCAACCUUAGAGGUGGCACAUUUCAGCCCCAGUAUAAAUCAGGCCUAGUACAGAAGAGCUUGUGCAUUCAGGCUAAAUAUCAGCGUUUACGGUUUGCUGGUCCAAGCGGAUUUAUCACUAAUAAAUUCAGAGAAAGAUUACUGAGGAAAAAAAAGGAAUACACAAACAUUGCCCCAGCAAUCUAAUCUGGAAUUGUUACAAAUGGAAAUGACACUACAGGAUGAUAUUUGGGAGCAUCUUUUUGUCAAGAGUUAGAAUUGGCACUAAAGCACUAAUACUGUAACUAUCUUGAUAAAAUAACUUUAUUUUUCCGUAGUGGAAUGCUGCA